CGGUAUUAUAAAUAACGCUUUCCGAAGUAUUUUAAUCAAUACACAAAACAGUGUUGAAAGCAAAAGAGGUGAUACAUUCGUUGAAGGAAAACCAUGGUACUUUUCCGAGAAGUGCAUCUGACAUGCCUCAUAGUCUCAAUUUUGCAUCGCAUCAAUGGAGCACCUCUUGCUGAUGGCACUCUCCAAAAGAAUCCGAGGAGUAUAUGCCCGUCAGACGACUUUGCCAUAUUACCUGCAGAGGAAUGUCACACUUUCUACGUUUGUUCAAAUGGCUUCGAAACCUUGCUAGAAUGUGCUGCUGGAGAGAAUUUCAAUCCGGAAACAACUCAAUGUGAUCCAAAUUAUGAAUGCAUCAACGUGCCAACAUCCGAGGGAACAAUAACUACAACGACAACAACAAUUACUACAUCAACAUCAACGAUAUCAUCCGUUUCAUCAACCACUUCGGCAAGUAAUCUGCCCGAAGGAUUCUUACAGGUUUUGUCCCCUACGCAGGAAUGUCCGCCGGAAGGAGCCGCUUAUCGAAUUCAUGGCGAGAACUGCCGGCUUUUCUACUACUGCCGAGAUGGCUACGAACGAUUACAAACAUGUUCCGCUUUUCGUAGAUUCGACAUGUCGACGGGACAGUGUCUGCUUACGACAGAUGCAGUGUGUUUCCCAGGAACGGAGGUUUUUGAUGACAGAAAUGAAGGAGAUGUUAAUUUAUAUUUAUUAUCUUAAAAUA
Messenger RNA from Armigeres subalbatus, 724 nucleotides. RefSeq lists its product as uncharacterized. Gene Ontology annotation, molecular function: chitin binding. Lineage: Eukaryota; Metazoa; Arthropoda; Insecta; Diptera; Culicidae. The record is from RefSeq and is a predicted model, not a curated record. Gene Ontology annotation, cellular component: extracellular region. The coding region runs from base 94 to 720 and encodes 208 amino acids. The transcript is spliced from 2 exons.